CAGUCGGAUUGGGAUUAACAUUGUACUGUCCACACACACACACACAUACAUGCAUAUGUGCUGAGACAAUUCAGGACGAACUGGGUGACUUAUUUUUUUUAAGCAUUAUCAGCCCCGCCCCCACCUUUACACACACGCACACACACACACACACACACACACACACACACACACACACACACACACACACACACCCACACACACACACUACACAAAAAGGCUUAAAGCUCUGAAAACCCACCCGUGUGAGUGUCAGACCACAGACAUUAGAGCAGCAGCCCCCCGUCCUGCUCGGGCACCGUUUGGACCUGGAAGCAGAACCUCUGUGAUUCUGAAGAAGGGAUGAGAUCUUAGUGGACCCCCCCACCCAGCCCAGCUGAGAUGGAAGGGGAGCAGCGAGGUUACCCACAGAGGAGUGAAAGAAUCUGCUCUCGAGAGGAGAAGAAGAGGAGGAAGACGUCCGGUCACUCCAGCAGCUCACAUGACGACCGCAGCUCGGCGAACAGCGGCCUGGAUGUGGCCGACCGGCUCACCUACCUGGAGCAGAGGAUGCAGAUGCAGGAGGAUGAAAUCCAGCUGCUGAAGAUGACUCUGGCCAACGUCCUCCAAAGGCUCAACAUCUCCAAGGAGAACCAGGUGGCUGCUGCAGGAGGCAGGAAAACGCCGGGAGCAAAAGCCCGGCCCGUGUCUCUGGCUCUGCCCUCCAGACCUCCCAUCGUGACCUCCAGUGUUGCUUCUCUGAAGAAGAGCUCCACGCUGCCCUCGGGCUCCACCACCAGGAACUACAGCCCGACGCCAUCGCGGAGCGGUGCGAGGAGCCCUUCAGGCGGUGCUAAAGACGGCACUAGAACACGACUCAACUCUGCAGCCUCGACCUGUAAGAAGAUUCCAGAAAGCAAGGAGGCUGCAGGAGGUGCAGGGACAAGGCGUGUGACGCACUGCAAAGUGACUAUGCAGAUCUAUCUGAGCCCCCUUGCAAGAAAGACUGGGUCCUCUGAGGCUGUCGGGUCUGCGGUGCCCACCGACAGGGGCCCCACGGAUGCUCCCAAUCUUAAGAAGCGGGGCAACAAGCCGGCGAUGAAGAAACCCCCGCCGUCCUUCAACUUGAACUUCCAGAAAUCCACAACCAGCACGAGCACCCAGCAGGACACGCCCAGCUACAGAAGCCCCAUCAAGUCUCCCAGCCAGUACUUUCAGAUAUGUUACUGACAAACACAAGAAACGUUACACAAAGCUAAUCUUGUA
Nematolebias whitei (Rio pearlfish) is the source of this 1245-nucleotide messenger RNA. RefSeq names its product echinoderm microtubule-associated protein-like 1. Bases 382 to 1209 code for a protein of 275 amino acids. The transcript is spliced from 7 exons. The record is from RefSeq and is a predicted model, not a curated record. NCBI's taxonomy places the organism in Eukaryota, Metazoa, Chordata, Actinopteri, Cyprinodontiformes, Rivulidae.